UCAGUUGCUCCUCUUGAAAAUGGUGCCAUCAGAUCUUUUAGAACUACCUGAGCAGGUAGUUCUACCAUUAAGUCUCUUUUUAAUGUCUUAUCUGAAUGAAGGCCCUUCAGAUAGUGCAACACUGCUUCAAGUACUGGAAUGUCAGCUUGUAUUUUUGUGCUAAUACCUGGAAUUGGACUCUGAUUCAGAAAUGAGUGUUACCAAAUGACUCGCAGCUGAUGUAAACAAUAUGACUUUUUUUGUUUUUGUGAUUUUGAUUGAAGGAAUAUUUAUUAGCGAGCAUUUUGAGGAGAAUGUAGCUGCUUUGAAUUUGGUUGUGUGUUAUUUGACUUGUCAGAGAGACAGCCUGUACUUAAUGUUCACUAGUUCAAUUGGCUGGUUUCUGCUGUAGAGUAUUGCCAGCAUGUGUGGUUCAAUUCCUGCACCAGCUGAACUCUAUGAAGGGCUCAAUCUUGACCUCACUGCUGUCCAGUGGUGUGGUGAGAGCAGCCAUGUGAUCCUCUGGGACUAUGGAGUCUUAAAUUUUACUUAAUGUUUUAUUGUUAACGUAGCACCAUUGAGAGUGCAGCACUCCCAUUUGGAUUAUCAACCAAGAUUACAGGCUCACAUCUCUGAAAUGGAAUUUAAAUCCCUGUGAUUUCUGACUCAAGCAAACACACCUUAGUGGGCUACAAUUACAAUGUCCACCUCUAAUCACAAAACAUUGUUAAUGCAACAGUUGGGGAUCAGUACAGCUGUUUUUGAAACCUGAUGAAAAUUUGACAAACUUAAAUAUAGUCAAGACAAAAUACGAAAUCAAUUUAAGUUAUAAAACAUGAACAAAUGCUACUUUAUCUACCUAUCACACUGACCACUCACCUUUCACUCUACACCCUGCCCACACCUAACUGCUAGCCUAACUCCUCAUUCUUCAGUUUUAAAAGCCAGUUAUAUUGAACUAAAAAUGCUAACUCUGUUUCUGUCUGCACAGGCACUGUCAGACCUGCUGAGUUUCUUGAGCACUUUGUGUUUUAAAUUAAACACCCUUUAUUUUUAGUGCAUGUGCACGAAAACUGAUGCGUCAAAAUUGGCGUUCUCUCUCUUUUAAUCUCACCCCAAAGAUAGAAAUUUAUAAAGGUAAAUACAAGCAGAUUAAUUUCAAGGGCAUUUACCUCUGUUUGUGGGUUGUGGGUUCAAGUCCUAGUGGACAUUUUCCAGACUGUAAUCUUUUAAUGUACUAUCCAGUGGAGUGCUGUAACAGCUGUCUUUUAGAUGAGAUGUUAAAACAAGCCACUGCCUGUCAACUUAAGAUAGAUAUAAAGGAAUGAUGGCACAACUUUGAGGAGCAAGAGAGUUCUUUACUGCCUGCUGGCCAGUAUUGCAAAAACAGAUUUUUCUGGUCAUUAUCUCACUUUUUUGUGGGAGUUUGCUGUGCACAAAUUGGUUUCAAUGUUUUGACAUUCAAACCUAAAUUUAAUGACAAUUCAUAAGUGCUUAAGUGGCUGUGAAGCACUUUGGGACUCCGUAAGAUUGUGAAAGAUAUACCAUGCAGGAUAGCAUCAAAUUAGCCUCAUGUGGGGAUGACAUUAAAAUCUGGGAUUCGCUUUCAAUGACAGUGGUGGAACAGUUUAACCCUCACAAGAAGCCCUGUGAAGUAACUUCCGUUUGCUGGACUGUUGAUAAUCAGUGUUUGGUCAGCUCAUCAAGUAGUGGGGACAAAAUAGUGCUGUCAUCCUGCAGAUCCACCCCAGUUCCUAUAAAAGAUCUUGCUGAAGGGAAAAAGCAGACAUGUCUAAGUCUUAAUUCCAAUUCCAAAUGUAUUGUAAGUGGAGGUCUUGAUAAUACAGUCAAUAUCUGGGACAUAAAGUCGAAGAGACCUCAUAGGACACUGAAGGAUCACAGGGAAGAAGUCAGUAGUGUAUGUUUCAAUUGGAAUGACUACUAUAUAGCAUCGGGUUCUCGCAGUGGUGACAUUAUUGUACACAGUGUUACAACUAAUAUUUCUAGUACAGCGUUUGGUCAUGGUAAAAGUCAGCCAGUACAAAAUUUAAAGUAUUCCCUCUUCAAGAAAGCUUUGUUGGGAAGUGUUCAUGACAGUGGAGCUGUAACUCUUUGGGAUGUUAAUACACAACAACCUUACCACACCUUUGAAAAUGCUCACAAGGCUCCUGCUUCUGGACUUUGCUUUUCACCAGUGAAUGAUUUGUUAUUUGCCACAGUUGGUUUGGAUAAAAAGAUCAACUGCUACGACACGUCCAGCAAGAUGCUAUUGAGAAGUAUUUCUGUUGAAGCCCCGUUGACUGCAAUAGACUUUAUGACUGAUGGAGCAACUUUGGCUGUGGGUUCCAUCAGGGGCAAAAUUUAUGUGUAUGAUUUACGAGUGACUACUUCACCGCUCAAAAUUGUCAGUGCCCACAAGAAAUCCAUACGGUGCUUGAAGUUUCAGAAUGGUUCUCUGCAGUUCAAGCCUAAUGGAGGUAAAAACUUCGCAAGCAGAGGUUCAUCCACCUUGCCCACCACAGCUACCAAGAGGACUUCCACUAAGGUGAACAGUGCUCCAGGUAGUGACAGUGCAAAGGGAAUCCAGGAGCUUACUGCACUAAUGACAUCUGCACCAGCUGUGAAAGUACCUCCUGUCCUCGAAGAAAAAGUAGCUGAAGCUAAUCUGGAUGUAAAAGGUUUAGCACAUAGCACCAGUCUAGAUGUAAUUCCAUCCAAAGACACAGAAAAUGCAAGAAGAGCAGAUAACAGUGGCAAUUUUAGAAACCUUGAUUGUGUGGGUAGAAAUAGUUUUGGAGAUGUAUUCUCACCAGUCAGAGAUGAUGUUGCUGGAUUAAAGAAUGAAGACAGCAUGACAAAAGGAAAUGGUUCGGGGUUUUUGCCACAGUUGAACACUGUAUUUUCCACAAGAAGUAAUCCGGUGGGUGCCAGUAUGCAGGAAGAAUUGAAGUCAAACUCCUUGCAGGGAUUUGGAUCUCCAUCUCCCAUUAAAGAACAGGCUGCACAGCGAGACAUGAGUGCCAUAUUGAGCCAGCUCCAGAGUGCUAGGCAAGAUUCAAAAGAGCCUGUCGGCCAGGAAAAUAAAGCCAUAGGAAUGCAGAAAUCCGAAAUAAUUGAGCAUAACGGCCAAUUGGAAGCUGCAAGAUUGGAUCAGUUACACACAUCAGUUGCUGAGUGUGGGACCUUGGGGACACCAAUGACAUCUUCCAUGGUGAAAACACCUGAUUUAUGUGAAAGAAAAGGAAGAGAAUUUCCGUUUCCUCAGGAAUCCCCGGUGCUGGAGACCUCUACAUCUGGUGAAAAGAUGAUGCCUACUGCAGGAAUUUUGAAGUUGUCUGAUAAGAUUGUGGAUGCUCUUGGAAAUGACGGCAUUGGACAGCAAUUAACAUCCAUUCAAAUACAGCUAAUUAGGACCAUGAUACAAGAAACCUUGGAGGAUUACAAAGAUGCAUGGCAUCGAGAUAUCAUCAACCUCCAGCUGGAGAUGAUCAAGCAAUUCCAAAUCCAACAGAAUGAAAUCCAUGGUUUACUUGAACGAUAUUCUAUUAAUGAAGCAUUGGUGGCGGAAAAUGAGAGAUUGCGAGAAGAGAAUAAAAGACUGCGAACUACGUUUUAAUAGUGCAUUUCUGAAUCUGCACUGCAGCAAGCAGUAAUGCUUUCUGCAACAAGGAAAGCCCAGAUGGUGGACAUUGUUUUAUAAUUAACUUGUUAUUUGAUUUAUAAAGCAGGACAGUUCCUCGGAUUAGUCAGCCUUUGUUCUAACGUGAAUUAAUAUCAUUGCCUAAAAUGGUUAGAAUUAGUGGAGGUCUAUAAUUAGCUGAACUUUGAGGAAAACCUGUUGAAGUCUGAUAUCUAGCUAAUCUUGCUUCACUAAGGACUUCUGUACACUGGAAAUAUAUAUAAAAGGACACUAUUGAAAUUCAGUAUGCAUCAGAAUAUAGAUUGGAAUAGCUAUGUAUUCUGCUGUACUAGAAUUUCUCAAGUUAACCAGUGGAAAUAUUGGUCAAAAAUUACAGUCCUCCAAAUAGAAUCUGUUUGAAGUGAGGUUUUUUAAACUCUAGAUCCUAUUAUUUUAUGUUUUUGUCACCUACUGUCAGUGACCACGUGUUCAGAUCCUUAAUUUGGAAUGCUUUUCAGGAGUAUCUUUUGAGUUUUCAACAUACUGUAUUUCAAAAACAAGGUAACAGCAGUAUAUUUUAUGUCUAUUUCUGGUCUAGGCAGAAUUAUCAGGACUCUGGAGAAGUGAAACUAAAUGUAAAAAUACUGCAUCAUUAUUGAAAGAAUGGCCUUAAGUGCCUUUUUCAGAUCUGGUGGAUUUUUGGCAUAAUUUGCUCAGUCAGCAGUAAGCCAGUAUUUUGACCUUACUGUCCUUGCUUGAUCUGGUAUUCAGCAGUCCAGAAUUGAGUAAUUGUUUAUAUUGAACCUUACAUUUUUAGCACAUCUGUUUUAUAAAGGAAUUCCUUUUGGAUUUCAUUUUGAAUUAAGAAUUAAAUUGCAGUAUAUUUUUGAUGCAAAAUAUACUAUAUUAAACAUGUUAAGCAAUAAAUAUAUGAAUAAGCAUCGUGUGUAUUUUUAAGUAGUCAAGCACUUAAAUAUUUGCUACUUCAUGAAGGAACAUUAUCUUGCUGCAAUGCAGCCUUUUUAACA
This is a messenger RNA of Stegostoma tigrinum, 4626 nucleotides long. RefSeq names its product NEDD1 gamma-tubulin ring complex targeting factor (gene nedd1). The coding region runs from base 1526 to 3595 and encodes 689 amino acids. Gene Ontology annotation, molecular function: gamma-tubulin binding. The transcript has 16 exons. The record is from RefSeq and is a predicted model, not a curated record. NCBI's taxonomy places the organism in Eukaryota, Metazoa, Chordata, Chondrichthyes, Orectolobiformes, Stegostomatidae. Gene Ontology annotation, cellular component: centriole; spindle pole; ciliary basal body. Gene Ontology annotation, biological process: mitotic cell cycle; microtubule nucleation.